AGAAGAAAAGGGAGACAAGACAGCCCUCCAAAGUCAGGUUUUGAAUUUUACAGAACCGUUGAGAUUAAUUAGUCCCGCUUGCUGCAGUCCGUCUUUGUUGCCUCUCUCGUCUCGUCUCCUGUUGGGGUAUGCAAAGAGCAAAGUUAUGCUGUUUCGUUGAAGGAGCCCCCAACAGUUGCUUGGGUUGUGAACUUGGUUGCACUUUCGUCACAAGCACCGACACGCCUUUCUCGUUGCCGUUGUUGACUCUUUCUGCUCUCUGCUUUUCCAAUUGAUUUCUACGAAAGCAUUAUAUGGCAUGACACUCCUUUUGCUCAAACAAAUCAUAAGCCCCUCUGCCUCGUGGAGUGAGACAGGGUGUUAAGAGCUUAAUUUCUGAUUCGUUGAGUUCAGAUUUUUAUCAUGUCGUCUUUGCUGGCAAGAACAGGGAGACACAAACAGCGGUACGAGGAUCAACUUAGGCUUGUUGCAGGUUGUAUUCCUUACAGGCUUGAGCAGAAUGUUGAGGGUUGCCAUGGCAGUUCAGAGAACAAAUUGCUUGUUCUUAUGAUUUCUUCACCAAAUCGGCAUGAUCUUGUGUUCCCGAAGGGUGGAUGGGAGGAUGAUGAGACUAUACGCGAAGCUGCUUGUCGUGAAGCCUUCGAGGAAGCCGGAGUGAAAGGAAUACUCAGUGAAACUCCACUAGGAGAUUGGAUGUUUCGAAGCAAGAGCAGGCAGAAAAGCUGCAGCCUGGAAGGAGGUUGUAGAGGUUAUAUGUUUGCAUUGAAGGUGACCGAGGAGCUUGACUCUUGGCCAGAGCAGGCUAACUAUGAUAGGAAAUGGCUUACCACAGAGGAAGCAUUCAAAUUGUGCCGUUAUGAUUGGAUGCGGGAUGCUCUUGAAAGAUUUGUGACAACUCUCGCUGAGGAAAUUAGAGGAUGCAGGAGGAAUGAAGAGUCAAAGGAAGUAGCAGCUAUAAGGCCAGUUUCAGAUGCUGUUGAAGAGCAGCAAAUGUCAUCACCUGGCUGCUUUGGUAAGCCUUCCAGUGUCCAACACCUUGAGAAUUCUUGCAAAUGCAUUGUACAGGCUUGAGGAGUGGAAAAUCCAUCUUUGUAGUGAAAGCAACUCUACUACGCACUCUAGAAUUCCUUCACAUCCUUGAUUCUGCAAUUCUAAGUAAUUUUUAAGACUCUUUCUGCUUUAGGCGAAGCUUGUGUAUUUUUGUAAUUAAAUCAAAUUUGAACAAAUGAAGGGCUAUUAUUUUCUUGCA
This is a messenger RNA of Corylus avellana, 1249 nucleotides long. RefSeq names its product nudix hydrolase 13, mitochondrial. NCBI's taxonomy places the organism in Eukaryota, Viridiplantae, Streptophyta, Magnoliopsida, Fagales, Betulaceae. Gene Ontology annotation, cellular component: nucleus; cytoplasm. Gene Ontology annotation, molecular function: pyrophosphatase activity. The record is from RefSeq and is a predicted model, not a curated record.